GCGCUUCGGGCGACAUUUCUCCACAAAGGACUCGAAAAAGAGCUCUAUCAACCAUGGCGUUCCGUCGCGAAGUGCCGCCGCUGGACAAGAUGGUGUUGAAGUUCAUCUCCAAGGCGCCGCGGCAACUGGACGUGAUCAUCAACGAGAAGACGCUGGAGCGCGCGCAUCGUAUCGGGAAACCGUCCAAGUCGCGCACGCACAAGGCCAAGCAGGAGGUCAUUCGGGCGCUUUUGCGUGGCGGGAAGCUGGGCGACGACACACUGCCCCAAAGCUUCUUCCAUCCGACCAUGACGCGCGUUGAAAUCAUCGGUGCUAAGAUAUCUACGGUCUUUGUGGAGAUGUUGUCCAAGACAUGCCCCAAACUGCACUCGGUCAAUUUCUCGGGAUGUUUCCGACUCACGGACGACGCAAUUGAAUUAUUGCUGAAGAGUUGUCCAGAGAUCAAGGAGCUGAACAUUGAGAACUGCCGCAAACUGACGGAUUUGUCGCUGGAUCAUCUGCGUAAACUCGCCCCGAAGCUUCAGAGCAUUGAUGUCGGCGGCAACUUUAACAUGACGAUUUCCGGUAUUACGAAGCUGAUCGAAAAGCACCCGAAUCACUCCAAGUUUACGAAAGUCCACAUUUCUGGCCAUCCUGCGACGGACCAAACGAUUAAGACCAUCAUGGCCAAGUGUCGGAAGCUGCACAGUUUAAGUGUUGGCUAUUGCGCCAUCACUGAUGAAGCGUUGAUUGCGCUGCUCAAGAAACGCGAAUCCGUAUCGCGUCUGUGUUUGCAUUGGAAUGUUGCAAUCACCGAUCAAUUGCUUCGCUUUCUCGGAUCUGAGGCUCGGAACUUGCAGGAGCUAAACCUAUGUGGUGUUAAGAGCGUUUCCGCAGAUGCGAUUGUUGCUGCCAUCCACGCGAAAAUGGGCAUGAGAAACGAGUUGCUAGACCCUACUUUACCUCAGCCUUCUCCUGAUGAGAAUCCCGAGCCAGAGCGAAAGCGCCUCAAGAAGAUUGAUUUCCGCUACACAACCGUCACAAAGGAAGCGGCUGCAUCUGUCAAGGAGCGAUAUCCAGAGCUACAAGUCACGUUCUAAACCAAAGACAACGUCGUUGCACAACAAAUAAAACCUUCGUGCCAAUCCUUGUCAGUAUUUUACUUCGAAAAAAUGCAACAUGCAACAUGUAUCACACAACCGCUACUCCAUGACAUCAUCAUCGAUCUCGUCGCCAGCGUAAUAAAUAUCGUGGCCGGCAGUCUGCUCGUCGCCGUCCAGACUAGUGCACAGCGUAAUAGCCAGCAAUAGCUUUUCGCGCAUGAUCUCUUCGUUUGAAUACACUGGUAACUCGAUAUUGAAAAAGCAUGUGUCUGCCUUGGGCAGCAUCGCGUCUUGAUCCACUCCGCAAUCUUGAGAAGGCGCCUUGAUGAGCAAACGUGUGUGCGUACGAUCAAACUCGGCAUCGUCAGCGGGCAGCGUGUCUUGACCCCAGGCAAAGUUGAUAAACCGUCGCUUGUUCUCCUCGCUGAAACUCGAUAGCACUUUCCAAAACAUCUCCAAGUGCGGGAAUUGCUCGGGGCUCAUGCCCGAAGAGUAGCGAGUGUGGCGCUUUAGCAGAUUGAUAUCAAUUUCUAGACUGCCGCUCACCCAUUGCUGUAGCUCAGACCACACGCAUAAUUGCAGCAACUGGACUGGCACGAUCUUACCGAGACCACGUAGCAUCGCGUCCACUUGAGGCUUGCACUCCUGCAGUCGAGUAGCUUUGACCAGUCGAAUAUACUCCUUCGCGUUUGCCUUGG
This is a messenger RNA of Phytophthora nicotianae INRA-310, 1780 nucleotides long. RefSeq lists its product as hypothetical. Gene Ontology annotation, molecular function: protein binding. The transcript is spliced from 8 exons. The coding region runs from base 54 to 1079 and encodes 341 amino acids. The record is from RefSeq and is a predicted model, not a curated record. NCBI's taxonomy places the organism in Eukaryota, Oomycota, Peronosporomycetes, Peronosporales, Peronosporaceae. Gene Ontology annotation, biological process: SCF-dependent proteasomal ubiquitin-dependent protein catabolic process. Gene Ontology annotation, cellular component: SCF ubiquitin ligase complex.